Molecule: messenger RNA, 1444 nt
Organism: Emiliania huxleyi CCMP1516
Lineage: Eukaryota; Haptophyta; Isochrysidales; Noelaerhabdaceae
Exons: 12
Coding region: 31-1194 (387 amino acids)
Cellular component (GO): Golgi apparatus
Molecular function (GO): antiporter activity
Source: RefSeq, a predicted model, not a curated record
GCCGAAGGGAAGCUCGCCGACCCUGAGCUCAUGGCGGCAGCUUCAGUCCUCUUCUCCGCCGCGUACGCGCCAGCGCAUCGCAUCGGUGCCGUGCCAGCGCUGCGCCGCCCGCUGGCCGCUCGCGUGCCACCAGCGCUCCUCGACGGCAGCGCGGAGGAUGGUGCCGCAUUCUCAGCCGCCGCGCAGCUCGGGCGAGAGCCUGGGACGUGCGACCCAUACGACCCCAAAAGCGCCGAGUACUGCUCUCCUCCAGAGCCUGCGCCGUCCUCCCUGAAGCGCACCAUCCGGCUCGGCGUUCUCUUCUUCCUCUGGUACUCGCUAAACACGGCCUACAAUAUCGGCAACAAGCUCGUGCUGACGGCCUUUCCGAUGCCGUGGACCGCCGCGACUUGGGAGCUCUUCUUUGGCUUCCCGUACGUGUUUCUUCUCUGGAGCACGGGGCUGCGCAAGACGCCAAAGAUCUCGCUCGAGUCGAUCAAGCUGCUCGCGCCGUCGGGCAUCCUGCUGGCGGGCACGCACGUCGGCGGCGUCAUCUCGUUCGGCCUGGGCGCGAUCUCCUUCACGCACGUGCUCAAGGCAACCGAGCCGGUCUGGUCCGCCCUCAUCUCUGCGCUCUUCUUCCGCGACUUUCUGCCGCUGCCCGUGUACGCCUCCCUGGUGCCAAUCAUCGCCGGCGUCAGCCUCGCUUCGCUCAAGGAGCUCACCUUCUCGUGGAUGUCCUUCAUCGCUGGCACCGGCUCCGCGGUGACGUCCGCCGCCAAGGCCAUCCUCUCCAAGAAGGUGCUCGACGGGAAGUCGCUCGGGGAGAACCUCACGCCCGCAAACAUGUUCGCCGUGCUCUCAAUCCUCGGCUUCUGUGCGAUCCUCCCCGUCUCACUCGCCCUCGAAGGCCCAGCCAAGGCCUCGGCGGCGUGGUCGGCCGCGCUCGCCGCCGGCUACACGACGCCCUACCUGCUCAAGCUGCUCGCCUGCUCGGGCUUCCUCUACUACAUCUACAACGAGGUGGCCUUCCUCGCGCUCGCCGAGGUUGCGCCCGUCACCCACGCCGUCACAAACACCGUCAAGCGCGUCGUCAUCAUCCUCGCCUCGAUCCUCGUCUUCAAGACCACGAUCACGCCGCUCGGCGCCGCGGGGUCGGCGAUCACCGUCGCGGGCGCGCUGCUGUACGCGCUGGCCAAGAACAAGUACAAGUAGAGCGGAGGCGGGCGGCUCGCGGGAGCGCACCGGUCGACCCAUCUCCGACUGAAGAGAGAGGGUACUUCUGCAGCUGCGCUCAACCAGCCGCUCUCCCACGCCGCGGCGUCGGAGUGGGUCAUGUGACAACCCGCCGCACACUCGGGGCACGCACCUCUCUUUCGCCGCCGCCCUGCGCUUUGGACCACAACGAACAAACAACUGCCCCGGACCUCCUGUCUUAUUGAUGUUGUAGCUUAUACUGUUGUGC